Histoplasma mississippiense is the source of this 1053-nucleotide messenger RNA. RefSeq lists its product as hypothetical. NCBI's taxonomy places the organism in Eukaryota, Fungi, Ascomycota, Eurotiomycetes, Onygenales, Ajellomycetaceae. The transcript has 2 exons. The record is from RefSeq and is a predicted model, not a curated record. Bases 1 to 1053 code for a protein of 350 amino acids.
AUGUAUGGAUUUAUUAUUGCCGGAAGCACUACCAACGGGCCAGAAACUAUCCAGAACAUGCUCGCGUGGGGCGGAGUGGAAAGCUUCAACCUCCAGCUACGUCGACGAGAGACCUGGCGUACAACUAUACAGGCCAACGAAAGUAACAAAGAUGACAAAAAUGACGAAGCCGAUGAGGACGAAGAUAUCCCAGAUGUUAAGGCUGAAGACCAUAAGGCAGGCGAGUCCUCUCCAAGCAGUCUGGCUGGGACAUUUACACCCAUCAAUCACGAUCGAAGUAUCAGCUCUUGUGAGGAAACAGGGGAAGCAGACUACGACGGUAACGAGGAGCAACAUGGGGCCAAGAGUCUGAUGUGCAACACGCCAACAGAGGAUAUAACGACGACGACGACGACGACGACGACGACGGAUAGGAAGAAAAAGAGAUCCCCAACUAUCAUCCCGCGUCCGGUCCCCGGAUGGCUUCACACUCGAGUUGGCCCCUAUAAGACCUUCAAUGAAAUCCUGUCAACCCUCCAUGACCUGCGCGCGCACUUGGCGGAAAUCGUUCACCAAGAACAAAUUCCUCACUUCCCUGACAUCGAAAUUUUGCCAAACCUAUGCCCACUUGCCGCCACUCCCAGUCGCACCGUCCGUGCUGCUGCUCGUCCUACCCUCCAACCUCUCAUUCCUUUCAUUGACGCACCUACUCCUCUAACCGGCCCCAUCAUAUCUUCCCCCACACAAACCCUUCCCCGGCGACGCGCUACUAGCUUAACCCUUCACCGUCCUUCUUUUCCCUCCGAGACUGCAGUUCUGGGGGCGAAGAACACCCUAGAGGCCAGCGCUGGCCACACCAGAGUCCGCCGCGAUACUUACCCUAGCAUUGCGCUCCCCGCAGAAGACUCCGAUGCUACUGACAUGGCUACUGAAGUUAACGAUAACGAUGCAAGCAACACAUCCCUCGAGUUCGCUAUUCGCCGCGCGGUUCGUCUCACCAAUGCGAGCCGUCGUGUCUCGAGAGUUUCCGAGCACGGCGCGGUUAAUAAGACGACGAAGAAGAAGAAGAAAUGA